CUUUCAACAGUUCACACCCCUUCCAAUUAUAAUCAAAGCAAUGUUCAAGAUCAUCGCAUUGCUGGCCUGUCUGGCCGUCGUCGUCUCAGCCCAGUACCACCCGUCGGGAGAUCACAAGGAGGAAGCACAUGCCCAUCCCAAGUACAAGUUCGAAUAUGGAGUUCACGAUUCACAUACCGGCGAUCAUAAGGCACAGUGGGAGAUUCGCGAUGGAGAUGUCGUCAAGGGCCAGUACUCGCUGAUCGAAGCCGACGGCAGCGAGCGCAUCGUGGACUACAAGGCCGAUGAUCACAACGGAUUCGAAGCCGUCGUGAAGAAUGUCCACCACGGCCAUGGACCGCACUGAUGA
This is a messenger RNA of Topomyia yanbarensis, 349 nucleotides long. RefSeq names its product cuticle protein 8-like. Bases 41 to 346 code for a protein of 101 amino acids. Gene Ontology annotation, cellular component: extracellular matrix. The transcript has 2 exons. The record is from RefSeq and is a predicted model, not a curated record. NCBI's taxonomy places the organism in Eukaryota, Metazoa, Arthropoda, Insecta, Diptera, Culicidae.